This is a messenger RNA of Brachypodium distachyon (stiff brome), 1901 nucleotides long. Its product is annotated as serine/threonine-protein kinase STY13. Gene Ontology annotation, cellular component: plasma membrane. The record is from RefSeq and is a predicted model, not a curated record. The coding region runs from base 455 to 1603 and encodes 382 amino acids. Gene Ontology annotation, molecular function: ATP binding; protein kinase activity. The transcript has 6 exons. Gene Ontology annotation, biological process: protein phosphorylation. Lineage: Eukaryota; Viridiplantae; Streptophyta; Magnoliopsida; Poales; Poaceae.
GAUUUUGUUUUACCGGAAUGAUCUUUGUGAGAUAGCCAUAGCCCAUAGUUUUUUGUACUAGCGGGCUAUCUUCUGUUGGGCCGGCCGGCCCAACUUCGUGUUAGUGCCCCGCCCAACCAAACCGGAGCAGAGUUUUUCGCUGUGCAGCGGCGGCGCGACCGCGAGCGAACCCGCGAAGCGUCCGGGUCGGUGAAGCCAAUCAUCACCGUAUACCCCGCAAACGCGCUCAGCCGUCCGAUCCGCCUCGGGAGACGCGCCGCACGUAUCCGUCCCCGACUAUACACCUCCGGCCUCCGGCCUCCCGGGAUCGCUCCCACAUAUAUAUAUCCGGAGUCGCCGCCGCGCAGAUCGAUUGCUUCCGGUCGACAACACCCUAGCGCGCGAGCGAUACGCUGCAACAAUCCCCCAGCGAGUUCCCGAUCGGUUAACUCGAGGCGAGAUCGAGAUCGAUUUGAUGGCGUCGAGCAGCAGCAGCAGUCCGGCGGCGGCGAAGGUGGCGGCGCGCGCGUCGGGGGAGGUGUUCGUGCGGGCGGACGAGAUCGAGCUGGAGAGCCUGGACGUGGCGGUGGAGAAGCAGGCCCUGACGAAGGCGCUGCUGCUGCGCAAGCAGCAGCAGGUCGGCGGCGAGCUGCGGGGCCGGCCCAUGGAGCCCUGGGAGAUCGACCUCGCAAAGCUCGAGAUCAGCGAGCAGGUCAAGCAGGGCCAGUUCGGCACCGUCUUCCGCGGCACCUACGACGGCCGCGACGUCGCAAUUAAGCUCAUGGAUUUUGGCGAAGAUGGAGUAGCAACAGAAGCUGAAAUUGCUUCUCGGCGAGCGUUGUUUAAGACGGAGGUUGCUGUUUGGAAAGAACUUGACCACCCGAAUGUCACACAGUUUGUUGGUGCAUCAAUGGGCACCAUUGACCUCAAGAUCCCAGUCGACGGUGGUGAGAGUGGUAACCUUGCUGAUCUACCACUGGGUGCCUGUUGUCUUGUGGUUGAAUAUCUCGAUGGAGGCUCACUGAAAACGCAUCUGAUCAAGCACAUGAAAAAUAAGCUUGCAUACAAAGCCGUUGUUCAGCUUGCGUUGGAUUUGGCCAGAGGAUUAAACUAUCUACACUCCAACAAGAUUGUCCACCGGGAUGUAAAAACUGAUAAUAUGCUGUUUGACACUGCCGGGAACCUUAAAAUUAUUGAUUUUGGCGUUGCUCGCAUCGAGGCUGAGAAUCCCAAGGACAUGACAGGAACGACCGGCACACCCGGUUACAUGGCCCCAGAGGUAAUUGAAGGCAAUCCAUACAAUAGAAAGUGUGAUGUCUACAGUUUUGGAAUCUGCCUGUGGGAGAUAUAUUGCUGCGACAGGCCGUACGCAGACCUGAGUUACACAGAAGCAGCAUCUGCCAUAGUCCAUCAGGAUUUGCGGCCUGAGAUCCCGCGCUGCUGCCCGAGCCCAAUGGCGAACAUCAUGCAGAGAUGCUGGGAUGCCAACCCGGCGGAGCGGCCUCACAUGGAGGAGGUGGUGCGGCUCCUGGAGGGUCUGAACACGAGCAAGGGCGGUGGCAUGAUCCCGGACGAAGGGCAGAGCUCUGGGUGCUUGUGCUUCUUCAACCGCCGUGGGCGGUAGAUUAGACUGUCGAUCACGAGCAAGCGGCCUGUGUAGACCUAGUUCUAUUUUUGUAGUUAGUUUUUACAUCCUUGAACUUUUGUGGAGUUACAGAUGGUUUGCCACUUGAGUUAAAUACAGAGGUUUCAAACAGAGCUUGUGCUUUCAUCACUGAGGUCUUUUCAUCAGUUCGGUUGGUCUGCUGUUUUUGCCUUUCCCUGUUGGGUUUCUGUGUGUGUGUGUGUGUGUGAAUGUGUGAUACAUGCCAUGGAGAUCACAGCAGGAUAUAUAUAGCACUGGAGAAAUGCUUUGCUUGUUU